AAUUGAAAUAGCGAUACUGGAAUAUCAUCAUUCGAGACUCUCGAGAGUGACCUUGUCAAAUAAAAAGUUAUUUUUUUGUACAGAAUUAUAAAGAUUUGAUGUUAUGAAUCAUGCGGGUUAUAAUUUGGUUCCUUCUGGCAUUCAUGCUACAUUACGUGACCUCUAUAAGAAGCAUUAAUACCCAAAAUAGCCAAAGUAAAAGUAGUAGUAGAAUUAAUGAUAAUAAUCACAUCGGCACAGAUAUUUUAUACGCCAGCUCCUUAUUAAAUGCGGUACAUAUUCACAAGACAGAACUUUUGAGCGAUGAACAGGACCUUGUGCAAAAUAGCGACGGUAUAAUCGACGGUUUUACAUCUGCUAGCUUAAAAGCUGCGCUUUCUGAUAGUAACGGCGGAAGUUCACCAUCUUCAUCUGCCUCAGCACAAUUCGGUGAUGGAGACGAUAGCGGAAAAGGAGGUGCUGUUGAUGCCAAAAACUAUAGCAACGUAAUAACUAAUAACAUUAAUUUUGAUACACCGUUAAAUCAUUUGGUUGUCGACACAUUCACUGGACGAGUAUUUGUGGGUGGUGUCAAUUAUUUAUAUCAACUUUCACCGCAGCUAGAAUUACACGAAACAGUAAAAACCGGUCCAAAAAAUGACUCGGUCGAAUGCACUGUCUUAGAUUGCCCAGCUCAUGCCGUACGCAAGCCUACAGACAAUUAUAACAAGGUGCUGCUGAUCGAUCGUGCUACCUCACGUUUAAUUGCGUGCGGAUCUUUAUUUCAAGGCACGUGCUCUGUCCGUAAUUUGCAAAAUAUUAGCAUUGUCGAACAGGAUGUACCAGAUGCCGUUGUUGCGAAUGAUGCAAACUCAUCUACUGUAGCAUUCAUAGCGCCAGGGCCACCGCAACCGUCGAUCACCAACGUCAUGUAUGUAGGUGUCACGUACACAAAUAAUUCUCCAUAUCGUAGCGAGAUUCCUGCUGUAGCAUCACGCUCACUCGAAAAAACUAAAAUGUUUCAAAUCGCAUCAUCGGCAGUAACAACGGGCACAAGAACCUUUAUAAAUUCGUACGCCCGAGAAGGCUAUUUAAUAAAUUACGUUUAUGGAUUUAGUUCUGAAAGAUUUUCAUAUUUUUUAACGACCCAAUUGAAACACAAUUAUCAUUCUUCACCGAAAGAGUAUAUAACGAAAAUUGUGCGUAUUUGCCAAGAAGACUCAAACUACUAUUCAUACACAGAAAUCCCAAUUGACUGUAUAACUGGUGGUACUAAAUAUAAUCUAGUUCAGGCUGGUUACUUGGGUAAGCCGAGUAUGGAUUUAGCCGGAAGUCUGGGCAUAACCGUCCAAGAUGACGUUCUCUUCGGAGUAUUUAGUGUUGGAGAUGGAAAUGUAUCUACUGAUAAUUCAGCUUUAUGCAUUUACUCGUUAAAAUCUAUACGGCGAAAAUUUAUGCAGAAUAUCAAAUCUUGCUUUAAUGGCGUUGGCUCUCGUGGUCUGGAUUUUAUAUCACCAAAUAUGUUAUGUGUUCCAACUAAACUCCAAACUAUUGGCGAGGAUUUUUGCGGACUCGACGUGAAUUCGCCAUUAGGAGGUGAACAACCCAUUGCCGUUGUACCGGUAGCCAAGUUUGAUACUCGGCUCACAGCAGUUGCGGCUACAAGUACUAGUGGCUAUACGGUCGUUUUCAUUGGCACUGCAAAUGGACAUUUAAAAAAAGUAGUUGUUGAAUCAGUGGAUUCCGCAAAUGAGUACGCGGAUAUACCAAUAAAAGUGGGUUCUCCUAUUAAUCCAGAUAUGCACUUUGAUAGCCGAAAUCUUUUUAUAUACGUAAUGUCGCUUAAUGAAGUAGCUAAAGUUAAGGUUUAUGAUUGCUCCGACUAUAGAACGUGUGGAGAGUGUUUGGGUGCACGCGAUCCCUAUUGCGGAUGGUGUUCGCUUGAAAACAAAUGUAGUCCACGUUCUAGUUGCCAAGACGAUGCUAAUGACCCUCUCUACUGGGUUAGUUAUAAAACAGGCAAAUGCACUACAAUUACAAGUGUUGUACCACAUCAACUUCAGCGAACUACAGCAAGAACUUUAGAACUCAUUAUCGACCAUUUGCCGCAAUUGAAAGAAAAUCUUGUUUGCGCAUUUACUACGGAAGAAAAAGCACUUUUUACGAAUGCUACAAAAAAGCGUAAUGGUGUGAAUUGCACAACUCCACGUACAGAUAUGCUACCACAAAUAGAACAGGGAAAACAUCAUUUCACCGCCAAACUAUCCGUACGAACUAAGGAUGGACCAGAUCUUGUCUCCACCGAUUUUACUUUUUUUGAUUGUAGCACACAUUCAUCAUGUACUCGCUGUGUAUCUUCGGAAUUUCCUUGCGAUUGGUGUGUGGAAGCUCAUCGAUGUACACAUGACACUGCUGAAAAUUGUCGCAAUGACAUUCUUGUUACUGGAGUUAGUCGCAUUGGACCUAGCUACCGUUCAGGUCCUGGUUUUUGUCCAACUAUAAACGCCACUGGUGAAGGUAGUGAGAUGCUUGUUGCUGCUGGGACUAGUAAGUCCAUAAAAGUUAAAGUGCAUAUAAUUGGGCAGUUUAUAGUACAAACACGUUUUGUAUGCCAGUUUAAUAUCGAAGGACGUGUCACUAGUUUAAAUGCACAAUUAUUGGGAGAUACUAUAUAUUGUGACAAUAUGGAGUUCCAAUACACUUCACGCUCUCCUAAUUUAACUGCAACAUUUGCUGUUAUCUGGGGUGGCUCAAAGCCACUCGAUAACCCUCAUGAUAUUCAUGUUGUGAUAUAUAGAUGUCGUGAUAUGGCUGACAGCUGUGGUAUGUGUUUAGCUUUAUCAGAAAAAUAUAAUUGUGGUUGGUGUUCGUCUACAAAUACGUGUGAAGUUGAAGAACAAUGUAAUAAAAAUAAUGAAGGUAAAACGGAUUGGUUGAAUCGUAUGGAAACUUGCCCCAAUCCUGAAAUUCAUUUAUUUUAUCCAAAAACUGGUCCCUGGGAAGGCGGGACAAACAUUACUAUACGCGGUAUUAAUUUAGGAAAAAAUUUCUCUGAUAUAUAUUCAGGCGUACGAAUUGCCGGUAUCAGCUGCAUGCCUUUUCCAGAAUACUAUGUUGAUACUAAGGAAAUUGUUUGCAACGUAGAUAGUCCUGGUGUUCAAUUGUAUCGAAGUGGUCGCAUUGUUGUACAAAUUGGUGAUUAUAGGGGUGAAUCUAAAGAGGAUUACGAAUUUGUUGAUCCAAAAAUUACACAUUUUUCGCCACAAUAUGGUCCAGUUUCUGGUGGUACUCACUUAAGGAUAGUGGGCAAAUAUUUGAAUGCCGGAUCCCGAAUUCAAGCAUUUAUAAACGAGCAUCUGCGUUGCGAAAUAAUUAGCGUAGAUGUUACGGAAGCUAUAUGUCGCACCGCACCUUCACCAGGUAUCAUAGAAGGUCGCCUCAAAAUGCUAUUUGACAAUGGACCCCGGGAGUUUAACGAAUAUAAUUUUAAGUAUGUUCUGGAUCCCACUAUCGAUCAAGUAUCGUCAGGUCCUAGUAGCCAACUAAAAGUACCCCGUGGUAUUCCAGCAGGAGGUAUUGAAAUCGCUGUAACCGGAACUCAAUUCAACUAUAUUCAGAGUCCAAGAAUGUACGUAUAUUAUAAAAGUGAAAUAUUUUACAGCCAAUGUAAGGUUCAAUCGGCGACGGAUAUGUUAUGUUAUUCUCCUGUAAUUGAAACAGGCAAUGACAUAUUUGAUGCAGAUAAUCCGGAACUACUAGAAUAUGGAUUUAUUAUGGACAACGUUUUAAGAGUUCAAAAUCUCUCUAGUAAGCAAAAAAAUCAUUUUGAGCUUUAUCCAAAUCCUUUAUAUUACAAUUUCGAAGAGGAUAUAAAAUAUUAUAAAAGUGAAUAUUUAACAAUUAAUGGACGAAAUUUGGAUCGCGCAUGUAAGGAAACGGACGUAAUUGUACGAAUUGGCAAAGGUAUUUGUAACAUAACAUCACUGUCUCGUCAACAAUUAACAUGCCGCCCUCCACCAGAAGUAGCAACAGAAUCGGGUAAUGAAUCAGGUCCAGAAGUAAUUGUACGUAUAGGACAUUCUUUGCAAUAUCGCAUUGGGAUAUUGAGUUAUGCAUCACCAAAUUUAAUGCAUGACUUAAGCAAAAAUGUACAGUUAGGCAUCGGAGCAGGUACAGUGGUGAUUCUUUUGAUUUUUGUCGCAUUUCUCGUAGCAUACAAAAAGAAAACUUCAGAAUCAAAUCGCGUUUUGCGUAACAUGCAAGAGCAAAUGGAUAUAUUAGAGCUUCGUGUUGCGGCGGAAUGUAAAGAAGCCUUUGCCGAACUUCAAACAGAAAUGACAGAUUUAACAGGUGAUCUUACUUCCGGGGGAAUACCUUUUUUGGACUAUCGUACAUAUGCUAUGAAAAUUCUUUUUCCAAAUCACGAAGAUCAUAUUGUACUACAAUGGGAACGUCCCGAAUUACUACGCAAAGAAAAAGGAUUGCGCCUGUUUGGUCAACUUAUAAUGAAUAAAACAUUUUUAUUACUUUUUAUUCGGACACUGGAAUCGAAUCGUUACUUUUCCAUGCGUGAGCGUGUUAACGUCGCUUCUCUUAUAAUGGUAACACUACAAUCAAAGUUGGAAUAUUGCACCGACAUACUAAAAACGUUGCUUGGUGACUUGAUUGAAAAAUGUAUUGAAGGGAAAAGUCAUCCAAAACUUCUGUUGCGUCGUACCGAAAGUGUGGCAGAAAAAAUGCUUAGUGCUUGGUUCACCUUUUUGCUGUAUAAGUUCUUAAAAGAAUGUGCUGGCGAACCAUUGUAUAUGCUGUUUAGAGCAGUCAAAGGUCAAGUAGACAAAGGACCCGUUGACGCGUGUACACACGAGGCCCGUUACUCGCUAAGUGAAGAAAAGCUUAUACGUCAACUUAUCGAUUUUCGCCCAAUGACGGUAUAUGCUAGUAUUAUACAACAGCCAAUAUUCUGCAAUAGUAUUGAUAUGAUGCCAACACAUACCGAAAAUGUACCCGUCAAGGUCCUUGAUUGUGAUACAAUUGGUCAAGUUAAGGAAAAGUGCUUGGACACAAUAUAUCGUAACAUUCCCUGGAGUCAACGACCACGAAGAGAUGACUUAGAUUUAGAAUGGCGUACGGGAGCUAGUGGUCGUGUAAUUUUAUAUGAUGAAGAUACAACUUCGAAAACUGAGAGUGAAUGGAAAAAACUCAAUACACUACAACACUAUAAUGUUCCUGACGGCGCUGGACUGAGCUUAGUACCCAAGCAAAGCUCAAAUUACAACUUUUCAAUACUUUCUGAUAGAAAUGAAAAGUGCCACAAAUAUGAAACAUUGAAUUUAUCGAAAUAUACAUCUUCCUCACCAACGUUUAGCCGAGCUGGUAGCCCUCUAAAUAAUGACUUACAUGAAAAUGGUAUAAAGUUUUGGCAUUUGGUAAAACACCACGAUAGCGAUAUACAAAAAGAGGGUGAACGUGUCAAUAAGCUGGUAUCGGAGAUAUAUUUAACACGUCUGUUAGCAACCAAAGGAACUUUGCAAAAAUUUGUCGAUGAUCUUUUUGAGACAAUCUUUAGUACGGCACACCGAGGCUCCGCAUUGCCAUUAGCAAUAAAAUAUAUGUUUGACUUUUUGGACGAUCAAGCAUUACUACAUGGAAUAACCGACCACGAAGUUGUGCACACUUGGAAAAGUAAUAGUUUGCCCUUAAGGUUUUGGGUUAAUUUAAUUAAAAAUCCAAAUUUUGUGUUUGACAUACAUAAAUCAAAUAUAGUUGAUUCCUGCUUAUCAGUUGUAGCACAGACGUUUAUGGACUCUUGCUCAACAUCAGAUCAUCGUUUAGGUAAAGAUUCUCCGAGCUCGAAAUUGUUGUACGCAAAAGAUAUACCGGAAUAUCGCAAAUGGGUUGAAAGAUAUUAUCGUGAUAUAAGAGAAAUGCCAUCGAUCUCCGAUCAAGACAUGAAUGCUAUGUUAGCCGAAGAAUCGCGACUACAUACAACGGAGUUUAAUACAAAUUGUGCCCUCCACGAACUAUAUACAUAUGCUGUAAAAUAUAAUGAACAAUUAACUGUAACAUUAGAAGAAGAUGAAUUUUCACAAAAACAGAGACUUGCCUUUAAAUUAGAGCAAGUUCAUAACAUGAUGUCAGGAGAGUAAAAAUGUAUACUGUGUAGAAAUUUACUUUUGUAUGCGAUAUUAUUUUGUUAGGUGUCUUCAAUUUUGUCGAAACAAACGUAUAUGAAAUCACUUAUAUUCAACAAAAGAGAAAAGAAAGACAACACAUUUACCAGCUCUUUGAUAAGCUUUUGCUUCAUUUAGUAGCACAACGACAACCAAUUGUAUACAAAUAACGAGCAAUAAUUUGGCUAUUCGGAUUUAUCUAUAAGCUCAACAAUUUAAGGAAGUAAAGUCGUCACUAGAUUUGUAUUAAAAAAUUGUAUAAUGUAACUAUUACUUUUUUAAUGUACGUGUGCAAGAGCUUUGAAAUGUUUAUAAUUAUCAGAGCAACGAAGCACGAUAUGAAAUGUUUUAGUCUCUUCUAUAUUCUCUUAUGCGGUGGCGUACAUUUGUUUCUGAGGAUAUAAUUGGCGAAAGUCUUCAAAGUGCAUAAAACGAACUAAAUUCCAUGCAUCUAUUCUUGUUCAGGUUUACCGUAUACGUGUUCCACCACGUCAAAUACUAAAUCAAAUUUUUGAAUUAUAACUAAAAGCGCUAAGUCAAAAGGAAAUAAUUCUUAAUGUUUGUUUUAAAGACCUUGAGCAUUUAUACUUAUUAUUGCAGUUAUAAAAGUAAACAUAAAUCGUAAAACAUACAAAUAUAUAAUUUGCUGAAACUUCUGCAAAUCUCAAAGAUA
Molecule: messenger RNA, 6825 nt
Organism: Bactrocera tryoni
Lineage: Eukaryota; Metazoa; Arthropoda; Insecta; Diptera; Tephritidae
Gene: PlexA
Product: plexin-A2
Exons: 9
Coding region: 111-6128 (2005 amino acids)
Biological process (GO): positive regulation of axonogenesis; regulation of GTPase activity; regulation of cell migration
Cellular component (GO): semaphorin receptor complex
Molecular function (GO): protein binding; semaphorin receptor activity
Source: RefSeq, a predicted model, not a curated record